CUGUGAAAUCUGUCCCUCUUCUCUUUCCUUCCAUUAGCUAGUAGCCAGUCAGUGUUUUGGCUAAAUGCAUGCAAAAGUGGUCCAACUAGAGAAAACGUCCAGUGAUUUAUCGUUUUCAUUUCUUUCAGACAGUUCGUGUGAGCUGGUCUACAACAACAUUAGGAAGCACGCAGGUGUAAGACCAUGGUGGUGAAUCUCUGCCUACCACAUUUCAAGACCACCAUCCAGUGCGAUAAGCCAUGUGCCGAUGGGUAUGAUGUCACCAACCUCCUAUCAGCCGACCCAGUAGUGAGGAGGCGGGGUUUUAAGCUGGAGUACUUCCUGCGGCCACCCGUACAGGUGACACUGCAGUUUGGCUUCCAGGUGGAGGUGUGUCGUGUGGAUGUGGAACUGUGGCCCUGGGGGAUGGACCGAGGACAGGCCUGCAAGCGGUUGGAGAUUAGCACCAGCUCAGAUCCCCCACUCCCUCUCAACCACAGCUUAGAGCAGGGCCAAACCCGGGCCCAACAGGGCCUAGAGAAGGGCCAGCAAUGGGACCAAGCCAAGGGCCAGUUCAAAGGCCACCAGUGGGGCCUCCAGCCGCAACAGUGGAGCCUCCAAGGCCAGGAGAAGAGUCAGUGGAACCAGCGGGUCCAAGCUAACAGCCACGCGGACACCAGCCAGGGGGAUUUCCGCCUGGUGGGACGCUGCGAACUAACGGAAGAGACCCUCGUUAGCUUCUCCCACCCCUGUUUCCGGCCGCGCCCUCCCUUCCCCUCCCUGCCCCCGGCCCCCCGAGAGGGGUGUCGACAGGAGGAGCUGUGGAGCAGGGGUCCGCUCUCACUGGGUUCCGUGAAGCAGCUCCGCGUGUCUGUGCCGUACGGCGCGGGGGCCUCUGUGAUGGGUCUCAAGGCGCUGGCAGUGUGGGGGCUGCCGUCGCGCAGUUGCCCUCCCGAAGAGGUGGAGAGGGUUAGGAUAGCGCAUGAGACCGCUACCCUGAGGCCGGUGCCGCGGCUCAGCCAUCUGGCGUCGGGGCAGCCUUCGCCCGUCAUUCAACCACAGCCCCUGUCGCAGGCAACAUCAACAGCUAGUCUCCUGCAGGUCCCUGAGGAGUUCCUGGACCCCCUGACCCAGGAGGUGAUGCUGCUGCCCAUGCUGCUGCCCAGCGGAGUGUCUGUGGACAGCUCCACUCUGGAGGAGUACCAGAGGAGGGAGGCUACCUGGGGCCGCGUCCCCAACGACCCCUUCACCGGUGUCCCCUUCAUCCCGGAGUCACAGGCCCUCCCCAACCCCCACCUGAAGAGCCGCAUUGACCGCUUCCUGCUCCAGACGGGGUUGGAGGUCCGGGAGGGCAUGGUGGGGAGGCAGGUUCAGGGGGAGAGUCCAUACCCCUCCAGACUCGUGCCCCCUCAGAGGACGGCGGACAGCGGGGACCCCGGUGUCGCCGCUGUUGCUGCCGCGUCUGCGGAGUCAGCCGGCCACCAGGGGGCACUUAACACUAACAGUGGCACUCACACACAGGCGGGCCUAAAGGGGGCUGAAAGUGUUAAUACACGGAGCCAACCUACACAGCACCAGGGUACCGUGGCUUUUAACAACCGGGCGAAAAAUGGAAAUGGGAAGGACCGUUCUACAGGUAAAGUUGGUCCUAAAGAAGGGGGAGUGGCUAGAGCGAGUGCCCAGGAUGAAGGGCCCGAUCUAGGGACUAGGAGGAAGCGAGAGCUGGAGGUUUGGGCCAAGCUCAUCCGCUCUAAGGGAAAGGGUGAGCCCGUCGCGACCAAAGCAGCCUCUGCUAGUGCUAGUCACUCCAAGGAGCUAGUUCCUGAACCGAAAAGACCAAGAACAGAUACCAACGCCACCAUCUCCUCAGCCACGGUCCCCAGCAGUAGCUCCCAUGAGCAGCGCCUGUCUGCCAGUCUAGAUCAUGAGCAGCGCCUGUCGGCCAGCCUAGACCAGGCCCUUCUGUCAGCCCUCCAGGGUCGACCCUCCUUCACCUCCUACACCUCCCAAACUCCCCAGGUCCAACACAAACACACAGAAACACCUGCUGACACCCCAACAGCUUUUCCAAUUUCUCUCCUUCCGCCCCUUCUCUCGCCCCUUCCCUUUCUUUCUCUCCCAGGUGAGAACAGGUGUGGGUCUUGUUCCUGCUCUCUGUCCGUCUACUCGACCUCUCCGUCAGCCUACCGCUUGCCCUGUGGCCACUUCCUGUGCCGCCCCUGCCUACACAGGAAGUCCCGCCCACUUGUCACCGCGGCAAUGCCCAAUCACAUCUUAUGUCCCACAUGCCAUAGCCCGGCCUCUUCCAGUGACAUCACGCGUGUGCAUCACUGAACAGAAACAUGCGUUCCGUGUGAACCACUGAUUUGAAGAACCCCGCGUAACCACCACCGGACAUGCGGCCACUGGCAGUAACUCCGAAUGGGCUCUUCACUGCACCUGUGAGCAGCAGAAUGCAGGUGGAGUUUGGAGGUAACACGGAUGACAUGGGGACUCUUCUCUUUUGGGCCUUGAUGAACAGUUACUUAAAAUCCCUCCAGCUGUCUUGUGCCGCCCCUCUAUCCCACUCCCCGAAAAGUCAAUAAAACUUUUACAGACAAAUCUUCUUAAA
Messenger RNA from Esox lucius (northern pike), 2590 nucleotides. RefSeq names its product U-box domain containing 5 (gene ubox5). Gene Ontology annotation, molecular function: ubiquitin-ubiquitin ligase activity; ubiquitin protein ligase binding. Lineage: Eukaryota; Metazoa; Chordata; Actinopteri; Esociformes; Esocidae. The record is from RefSeq and is a predicted model, not a curated record. The transcript has 7 exons. Gene Ontology annotation, biological process: protein polyubiquitination. Gene Ontology annotation, cellular component: nucleus. Bases 184 to 2313 code for a protein of 709 amino acids.